UCGAAACAGUUUAAAUCAAACAAUGAUUAAUUUUUUGCUGCUGUUCGUUUUUGGAAAUCUUCUCGGUAACAGUUUCGCAAUUCAAAUUAAACAAUGUAGAUUCGCGCUCAAAGAAGGAUAUCCAGUAAUAAAAUGUAGGGCAAAUUGCGAAAAUGUAAUGCAAUUUUCAUUGAAUACAGAGUCAGGUUGUUGCCAAUGUGAGAAUAAUGACGAAGUUACAUGUCACUUUCAAAAAUGUAAUUGGACCUCGAAACCUGUAUGGAUGACAUCGAAUAAAUUGGAUGAAAAAUUAUAUAAAAUAGAGAUUCGCGAUGCCAUGUGUAUUCCAUGGACCCGUUCAGAAGAAGGUGCCAUACAAUGUUUGACCCAAUGUGACAAGGGUUCUAAUUUUUCAAUGUCUGGCUAUUGUUGUAAUUGUGCAGCAUGGAGUAUGGCCUAUUGUAUAAAAGGAAAGUGCGCUAAUGAUGAAACUCUACCAGAAAAUUCAAAUACCACAGCUAAUGAAUCUCAAGUGGUUGCCUCUAGUCCAAAACCAUCUACGCCUGAAGUGACAAAUGAAAUGGAUAGUAUUGAAAAGUCAACAGAAUUAGUGACUGAAGAAGUUUUAAAAGACAUUGACGAUGAUGAAAAUUUAGAAGAAACGCGAAGAAAAAGAAGACCUAAAAAGACUCAAAAAGGAAAGAAAAAAGAGAUUAAAAAAAUUAUUCAAAGUAUUGACUUACUGUAACAUUCAGGUUCGUUAAACAGAAGUCCGAGGAAAUUUUAAUGAUUUACUUUCCUUCUCCCCGACUUUCAAUCAAGGUAGUCAUUUUUGAAGGCAGCAGUCAAUCUUCGUAAAUAUGACUUUUGCAUGAACAUGAUAAUAAUUUCACUCUAAACUUCAAAAUUGCGCCACCCCCUUAUUGAAUUAUCUUGACCCCUAAUUGUAUU
This is a messenger RNA of Chrysoperla carnea, 930 nucleotides long. RefSeq lists its product as uncharacterized. The coding region runs from base 23 to 727 and encodes 234 amino acids. The record is from RefSeq and is a predicted model, not a curated record. NCBI's taxonomy places the organism in Eukaryota, Metazoa, Arthropoda, Insecta, Neuroptera, Chrysopidae. The transcript has 3 exons.